ACUAUUUUAUACUUAAAUCAAAUGAUGUAAAAAAUAUCAUUUUCCUAAAAAUAAAAACUUUCAGUUAUCAUAGUCUAGAUAAUAAAAAUAUCAAAUGAAAUUAGUUUUCUUCUUUUCUCAUCUCCUUUUCUCCCAUCCUCCUCCAUCCAAAACCCUAAAACCCUAGUUUCAAAACCAAUAGCCAUUGUCAUGAACCUUUCUCCGACUAAAUCCACUCAACCGCCUCUGGACACUGUCCUCAAUCCUGAAUGCGCCCACUGUGCCUCUAAGGACAGCCGUCUCUCCCACCGCCUCUGGAUUCGGGGCAUGAGCCGCCGCGUCUGCACCUCCUGCGUCCUCCUCCUCCACCCCUCCUCCUUCUGCCCCUCUUGCUUCCAAUUCUUCGACCACCCUCUCUCUAAUACCUCUGUCCCUGCUCACCGUUUCCUGUCCUGCACUAAAUGCUCCUCACUCACUCACCUCGACUGUCUCCCUUCCCCUCCCCCUUCCUCCCCUUUCCUCUGUCCACCUUGCUCUCAACCAAACUUCUCUUUUUUUCCCGAUUCCACCUCCUCCCUGGACAAACGCCGUGCUCUCAUCUUCCUCUGCGCCUGUAAGAUCGCCUCUGCCGCUGCCUCCAAGUCUCUCGCCCUUGCCCGGACUCGAGUUGAGCGAAGCGUCCGCGAGGCCGCCCUUGCAAGAAAGAGGGCUCGGGACUCUCUUGACCAUUGCUCCAUUCUUGACAAGAUUAAGCGCCUCGGCCUCGAGGGCACCCUUGAGGUUUCUAAUGCCAGGAAUUUGGGAACACAUCAUAAUAAUGUUGUGUGUAAAAAAGAGGAGUUAAAUAGUUUCACAGGACAGGGUGGCACUGGAAAACCAUUCAGAUUUAUCCAAGGUAUUAUUUUUUCAGGCUUGUAUUCUUAAAUGAUGAGUUUUUUUAGUUUGAGGAUCACUUUUUUUUUUUCCCUUAUGUUUAAUUCAGUUAAUGAUGCUGGUUUUGUAGAUUAAGAUAUGAACACCUUGCUUGAAUUGUUUGAAUGCAGGUAGAAGAAGGUAGAAGAAGCUAGUGACUGUGUUAUAGAUUUUCUGUUGCUGUGGAAUUACGAGCAAAAUUGUGAGCAAAUGGUUCAUUUUUAAUUCGAUAUACCCUUGUAAAGCCUCUUUAGUAAUGUGAUUAUGCAAUUUAAGUACUAUAAGCUGUAAUUACUUCAAGCACAUAUUUUCCUCUUUAGGAUAAGUUGGGUUAGAC
Vigna angularis (adzuki bean) is the source of this 1228-nucleotide messenger RNA. RefSeq lists its product as uncharacterized. Bases 190 to 903 code for a protein of 237 amino acids. Lineage: Eukaryota; Viridiplantae; Streptophyta; Magnoliopsida; Fabales; Fabaceae. The transcript has 2 exons. The record is from RefSeq and is a predicted model, not a curated record.